Molecule: messenger RNA, 744 nt
Organism: Iphiclides podalirius (scarce swallowtail)
Lineage: Eukaryota; Metazoa; Arthropoda; Insecta; Lepidoptera; Papilionidae
Source: the annotation of a GenBank genome assembly
AUGAAAUUGAUAACUAUCUUCGCUCUUUGUGUAAUGCUGGACGUCGGAAACGCGCAGUUCGACUUUGGCCAGUUCUUCAAUCAACAGCAACAGUUGAACAUCGCGUACCCAAGAAUGUCGCAGGCCAGCUUCUACGGACAGCAGGUUCCGUUCCCACUAAACAACUACAACUACCGUCUCGAGGAAUGCGAAUGCUCUUGCGAUACAUGCUACGCUCCGAGGCCGUGCUGCGUCGACUUCUGCGCAAAAUGCGCGCAGGCGAACAGCCCGAGCGGCUACUUCUACUACCCGUAUCCGUACAUCGUCGUUCCCACACAAGUGACCUCAAAGGCAACUUCACGGACAACAACAACAGAAAUGUCGACAACAACUGCAGCGACAACGACAACAACGCCAACGACAAAAGUGCCUACAACAGAAGCGACCACAACUACGAUUUCCGAGACAACCGCGCCGGCGCCGCAACCGAUAAUGGAAUCUGUUGACGCCGAAACGUUUAGGCCGGAUCAUUUUUUGCACGACAAAUUUCUGAAGGAACUCGUUUAUAGCCCUACCUCUUUGAAACGCGACAACGAUAAGAUCGUAAUGACAGCGAUGAGGCGCACCAAGCCGAGAUGGAUGCCCAAAUACGGGAUUGUUCCCAUCCCCGACCAGAUUGCUGAGAAGCUUAUGCUGCGAAUAAGACAAAUGAAAGUUCUGCAUCCAGAGAUGGACACCAUUAGAAGAACUGAACCGAUGAAUCCA